GUAGAAAUCAUGAGAUGACAGACGUAUCAGAAAUGAGAAGCCAGAUUAGCAAUUAAACUGUGUCUGAAAAGUCUCAUCUCUCUCUAAUCUAUAACCAGGGGGGGAGAGAGAGAUAAAGAAUGGAUAGUGUGUUUUCAGUAGACGACAUUAGCGACCAGUUAUGGUCAUCGCCGCCACCAACGAUGAAUAGGAGCUCAUCAGAGUGGGCUUUUCAGCGUUUCCUUCAAGAGGCCACCACAGAUACUACUACUACUACUUGCUCUUCUUCUUCACAGCAGCAGCAGAUCAAGGAUCAGACGGUUAAUAUAAUUGGUGAUGAUCAAUCGAAGCCGUCUAUGUUGUCUAUUACGACAUCGCUUGUUGGGUCUGAACAACCUCCACCCGGUUUUCCGGUUGGUUCUGAUGAGUAUCAGGCUUUCCUUAAAAGACGCCUCGAUUUGGCUUGUGCUGCCUUCGCUUUGACUCGUGCAAGCGGUGUAAAAUCUCAAGAUUCGGCUUCUUUGCCACCCGAAAAAGGAUCACUGGCAGCUAAUGCAUCACUCUCUGGAUCUCAGGUUCCUCUCAAAGGAUCUGGACAAGAAUUGGCAAAAGUUCAAGACAAGGAUGUUGGUGAGCCAGUUGGAAUACCACCCUUGCCUGCAGUGCAGAAGAAACCUGGUAUCCAGGUAAGGUCAACAACAAGCGGUUCAUCGGGGGAGCAAUCAGAUGAUGAUGAAGCUGAAGGAGAAGCAGAAACAACUCUAUCUACGGAUCCAACUGAUGUGAAACGUGUGAGGAGAAUGCUAUCCAAUAGAGAAUCAGCUAGACGCUCGAGAAGAAGAAAGCAGGCCCAUCUGACAGAAUUGGAGACACAGGUCUCUAAAGUAAGAGGAGAAAACUCCUCUUUAUUGAAACGCUUGACUGACAUAAGCCAGAAAUACAAUGAAGCAGCAGUUGACAAUAGAGUAUUGAAAGCAGAUGUUGAGACAUUGAGAGCAAAGGUGAAGAUGGCUGAAGAAACUGUUAAAAGAGUUACUGGGUUGAAUCCGCUAUUCCAAGCUAUGUCUGAGAUAUCGACAAUAAUGAUGCCAUCUUUCACUGGUAGUCCUUUCGACUCAUCAGCAGAUGCUGCUGUUCCUGAACAAGAUGACCUGAAACAUCACUACUAUCCAGCGCCAGAAAAUAGUCAUAUGCCCAACCAUGAUUCUAGAAUGCAAAAUGGUAUGUUAGAUAUUCCUCCUAUAGGAAAUGUACAUCAGAACUCUGCAACAGAAGCAAUCGACGCCAACAAGAUUGGCAGAACGUCUUCAAUGCAGCGAGUGGCUAGCUUGGAGCAUCUGCAGAAGCGCAUCCGUGGAGAAGCAAGUAGUUGUGGAACCCAAAGCAGGGGAGAGCAAUAGAGGGACUUAAUGAGAAGAAAUGUAAACACCUGCAAGGAAUAUUUCACAGAUAUCUGUAAAUCAUACAUAUCACAUUACUUUAAGAUAACAUAUCUUCUUAGCUUAUCGGGUCUAUCUGAAGCAACAAAAGAAGAGAAAAAAAAGAGGCAAAGACUAUUCUGUGUACCAGUGCCUUUUGGAUUAAGACUGUUUUGUCAAUUUAAUUAUCUGUUGCUGGCCUA
Molecule: messenger RNA, 1600 nt
Organism: Lycium ferocissimum
Lineage: Eukaryota; Viridiplantae; Streptophyta; Magnoliopsida; Solanales; Solanaceae
Product: light-inducible protein CPRF2-like
Exons: 6
Coding region: 120-1379 (419 amino acids)
Biological process (GO): regulation of DNA-templated transcription
Molecular function (GO): DNA-binding transcription factor activity
Source: RefSeq, a predicted model, not a curated record